Molecule: messenger RNA, 381 nt
Organism: Protopolystoma xenopodis
Lineage: Eukaryota; Metazoa; Platyhelminthes; Monogenea; Polystomatidea; Polystomatidae
Source: the annotation of a GenBank genome assembly
UAUCCGCGGGUCAGAGUGAAGACGCCGGAGUGUGUACAACCCCCUCGCCGAAGCCCUGGUCAAGGCCUCUUUCCAACGUCGUUUGUCGUGAGUGCCACAAUUCCUCUCGAUGCAGGCCUCGUUUCCGAGUCGUCCGGCGCUCAUGUGAAAACAUGUGUCACUAGUGCUGGUGCUACUCAUGUUACUCAUGCAAAGUUGGAUUCUUUCAAUUCUUCCAUCACAUUUUCCCUCCCAUCUUCAUGUGCCGUCCUGUACCGAUGUUGUCAUACCCGCUUGAGGAGCCCGUAUCGGAAUUGUGCAUCCACGUGCCCCUGUUCUCGUCUGCGUGUGCUCAAGCCAAUCUCACCUGGUGAAGAGAACAGUGCAACUUACGUAAUUUGA